Populus euphratica (Euphrates poplar) is the source of this 1622-nucleotide messenger RNA. Its product is annotated as protein phosphatase 2C 37-like. The coding region runs from base 155 to 1327 and encodes 390 amino acids. Gene Ontology annotation, molecular function: protein serine/threonine phosphatase activity; cation binding. NCBI's taxonomy places the organism in Eukaryota, Viridiplantae, Streptophyta, Magnoliopsida, Malpighiales, Salicaceae. Gene Ontology annotation, biological process: protein dephosphorylation. The transcript is spliced from 4 exons. The record is from RefSeq and is a predicted model, not a curated record.
AUUUAAUAGCUCCUCUCUCUGUGCAAGAAAGAUCUAUCGUCUCUCUUUCAUCUCUCUCUGUUACCCCCCUUAAUUAAUUAUUACUUGGAGGAUUUUGGAGAUAGUUGAUUGUUUUCGCUCAUUAAGUGUUUUUAUUGCCUGUGAAUUUGAACAAAUGGCUGGGAUUUGCUGUGGAGUUGUCGCUGAAAAUGAAGCGGCUGCACCAGUUGAGCCAAGGUCACGAGCGUCAAGGCGCAGGAGAUUAGAACUCCGGUUGGUUUCCGAUGGGUCUGUUCCACCGUCGACGAUUUUGGAUAUCGCUCCGGCGAAAAAGAAGAAACUCGAGUUGUUUCCCAUUCCCAUCUCACGUGAUUGUGGUAACGCAGUAGAAAACUGCAAAAGAAUUGAAGAAAAUAAAAACAAUAGUAUCUCGGAUUCAAGUAAACCAGAAUCUGUGAAAUUGAAAGAAGCUCUUAAAUUCGGCAUGACUUCUGUUUGUGGUAGAAGAAGAGAUAUGGAAGACGCCGUUUCGAUACACACUUCUUUUACUACAAAAAACACCUCGUAUUUUGGUGUUUUCGACGGCCAUGGUUGCUCACAUGUGGCGAUGAAGUGUAGAGAUCGGUUGCAUGAGAUUGUAAAACAAGAAGUUGAAGGUUUUAAAGAAGAAGAAAGUGUAGAAUGGAAGGAAACUAUGGAGAGAAGUUUUGUAAAGAUGGAUAAAGAAGUGGGUAAUUGGUGCGUUGAAGGAGAAAAUAGUUCUACUUGUAGGUGUGGGUUACAGACGCCACAAGGCGACGCCGUUGGAUCUACUGCUGUGGUUUCUGUGGUGACGCCUGAGAAGAUUAUUGUCUCCAACUGUGGCGAUUCUCGUGCCGUGCUUUGUCGAAACGGUGUCGCUAUUCCUCUCUCCUCUGAUCACAAGCCUGAUCGACCAGAUGAAUUGCUUCGAAUUCAAGAAGCUGGUGGGCGCGUGAUUUAUUGGGAUGGCCCAAGAGUCCUUGGUGUUUUGGCCAUGUCUAGAGCCAUAGGUGACAAUUACUUGAAGCCCUACGUCAUACCGGAACCGGAAGUGACCGUGACGGAACGGAUGGAGGAGGAUGAGUGUUUGAUAUUGGCAAGUGAUGGACUGUGGGAUGUGGUGUCAAAUGACACUGCCUGUGGGGUUGUGCGAAUGUGCCUCCGUGCCCAAAAGCCACCUUCACCACAAGGUUCUAAUGGCGCCAUCGGGAGCUCUGAUAGGGCCUGCUCAGAUGCGUCAGUUCUGUUGACUAAGUUGGCCUUGGCUAGGCAUAGCACGGACAAUAUUAGUGUGGUCGUUGUGGAUUUGAGAAGAAAUCAACAUUAACAGUACAAUAGGAGAUUAAAAAAAAAAAUGUAAUUUAGAUCAAUUAAAAAAAAAUUAUGGGGGGGGCAGUGCCAUUCGGUUUUUUUAUUGUAUUUUCUAGUUUCCUUUUUGGAAGGGAAAAGGAAAUCUUACAUGGGUUUUUCUCCUGAGCUUGACGAAUGGUUAGUUUACAGGCUGCGAAAAUUUGCAGGAAUACGAAAGCAUGGUUGCGGCGGGGAAUGUGGUUUCUAAUUUGUGUAUAAGAACUAAGGGGGACUCUUUAUUCCUCGAUGUAAUCAAUCAGUUUUUUUCAUUU